CUGCUGGAGGCCGUUGGGCUUUGGACUGCUCCCCAGGAGGUUUACCAGGACCGUACCUACCGCUACCUGGUUGCCGGUGAAGCCCUUGACUGGCUAACCCUGGCGGAACGUCUCUGCCCUGAAAUUGAAGACUUUAUCCCUCCCGUCGACCUGGAGCGACUAUUGUUUGAGGGGGGCCUUCCGGAAGACGUUACCCCCGAGGAAUUCAAAAACUGGAUGGGUGGCAACAAGCACCGGGCCUACCUCAAUUACUGGUACGGCGUGGUGGUGGAGGAAGCCCUGCAGCAGGCGGUGGAGGACGAUGUGCGCAAGCGGGAGAAGGCCCGUUGCUACCCCGACCACGAGGACAUGGUGGAGGAGGCCUUUACUCACCUCUACGCCAAGCCCCGCGCCCAACUGUUGAAGGAAUUUCGCAAAGAGGCGAAAAUUGCCAGUCACGAACCCCUGUCCCUGGCCGACUGCAAGGAAUUCACCUACUGGCUCUCCAAGCUCCGAUUCAACCUCUGGGACCCCGCACGGGUCGCCAGCGACACCCGCAAGGGCAUGCGCUACCUGAACCACCUGGAACAGGUCCCCGGGCCAUUAUUGGCCGAGGAAGUGGGGGUUUAG
Molecule: messenger RNA, 609 nt
Organism: Geodia barretti
Lineage: Eukaryota; Metazoa; Porifera; Demospongiae; Tetractinellida; Geodiidae
Source: the annotation of a GenBank genome assembly